CUUCUGUGGUCCCCUUUAACCCUUUAAGAACUAGACUCGCCAUGUGGAUGCUGCCCGCUGCGUAUAGGGAUGCUGCUUAUAGGGAUGCUGCUACUAGCCUACUGGGUUCUUAAAUGACGUGUCAUCUGAAUCAGACGAGGGGGAGGAGUGAGAUAAUAAAUAAAGAAACAAACAAGGCAAGUCCACCGAAACGCCGCCAUCCACCUCUAUUUCAAGCAUCGUCGGCGGUGAACGAGGGGAUCAAUGGAGGGAAAGAACGACACUGUUAUUUAAUGGCCCAUAAAUUGAGAGGCAAAAGAGUUGGCUGAAAAACAGGGGUCCUUGGCGAGGAUUAUAGUCCUUCGCAGGAAGAGAGAAGGACGCCUUGUCCGUUGAGCAUCAUCCACAGCGAGCCAACAUUGUAUAAGGAGGCAACCAUCCAUACCGUUACAGUAAGGACUUUAGAAUAGAAUAGCCAAAAGGUAAUUGAACGGAUAUUUCAUUGUAAAACACGUAUUACUAAUGUAGAAUUAUACAAAUCAAACAUUGCAAAAAACAAAUACCCGUUUAUAGACAAUUACAACGGGAAGGUGUCAUAGAAAAUAAAUCGACCUCAUCUCUCCCUUUGCCUUGUUGUAUUGCAUAUUCAGGAUAAAUUACACAUCUGAUAGCCUAUAAACCAAUCUUAUUUAUCAAAUCGAGUUCAUAUAGCAUGGGCCAGGCCUAAGUAAGGUAUAGGCUAUCGGUAAAUUGGACUCGAGAGGAAAGCGCGACGCAACCGUAUUUGCCAUUAUCCAUGUCAAGCAUCAUUUUCAACUUGUCGUUUAAUUUCCGAUCUCAGAUAGGGGCCUACUAUCCUACAGCAUUUCCCCAUAUCUAGGCUGAGAGUAUUUUUCCGAUAUCCACCUCCCCAGUGGAUUUUUAGGGGCAGCCUGGAAUACGACGACUGGUUGUGCUUUGGGGGGGACCAUUUUUGACGUUUGAUUCGUGAGGUUGGACGCCACGGAGAGAAGAUGUCGGGGCAGACGCUGACGGACCGCAUUGCCGCGGCGCAAUACACUUUGACGGGAUCGGAGGUUGCUCGAGCUGUCUGCAAAGCCACCACUCAUGAGCAGACAGCACCCAAGAAAAAACACCUGGAAUACCUGAUUGAGGCCACCAAGGAGUCCAAUGUGAACAUCCCACAGAUGGCGGACACGUUGUUUGAGAGGGCCACCAAUGCCAGCUGGGUGGUGGUGUUCAAGGCCCUGAUCACUACGCAUCACAUGAUGGUUGCUGGCAAUGAGAGGUUCCUCCAGUUCCUUGCCUCCAGGAACACCCUCUUCAACCUCAGUAACUUUCUGGACAAAACUGGCUCCCAUGGCUACGACAUGUCCACGUUUAUUAGACGCUACAGCCGGUACCUCAACGAGAAGGCGUUCGCCUACAGACAGAUGUCCUUUGACUUUGGCAGAGUGAAGAAGGGAUCUGAGGGGGUGAUGAGGACGAUGCCGGUAGAGAAGCUGUUGAAAGGAAUGCCCACUCUGCAGAGCCAGAUCGAUGCCCUGCUGGAGUUUGAUGUCCAUCCCAAUGAACUGACUAAUGGGGUGAUCAACGCUUGCUUCCUCCUGAUGUUCAAAGACCUGAUCAAGUUAUAUGCCUGCUACAACGACGGGAUCAUCAAUCUAUUAGAGAAAUUUUUCCAGAUGAAGAGAGGACAGUGCAAAGACGGGCUGGAGAUCUACAAGAGAUUCUUGACACGGAUGACCAGAGUCUCUGAGGUCUUCAAAAUCGCUGAGACCAUAGGAAUUGACAAGAAUGAUAUCCCCGAGCUCACCCAGGCCCCUGAGAGUCUCCUGCAGUCCCUGGAGACUCACCUGAACACUCUGGAGGGGAAGAAGCCAGAGGAUGUUCACAGAGAGGAUAUGUCACCGACCAAGGAGUGUGAAGCAAAUGGCUCCCCGGCCGCAGCCGCCACGCCUACAAAAGCUCCAGCGGCCCCUGCAGCUGCUGCUGCCCCAGUUGCUCCUGCCCGCCCUGGACCACCUGCCAGACCCACGGCGGCACCCACCUUCAAGAGCUCCAACAAUGCUCUGCUAGACUUGGACCCAUUGUCAGCCUCCCCAUCAGCAGGUGGAGCAGCAGCCUCUAUCUCGUCAUGGGGAGAUCUGCUUGGUGGCGGCUUAGAUACCCCCGCUGAUCCAACUAGCACGUCUGAGCCAGCCGCCGUUCUUGCUGAUGCUGCGGCCGCUCCGGCUGCCACGCCCACAGUGGCCCAUACGGAUGGCCCCGCCGCGCCCUCUGCGGCCCCCGUGGUGGUGCUGCCCGUGCCUGCCGCCGCCGCCUCAGACAUGGAUCUGUUCGGAGAUGCGUUUGCACCCUCCCCAGGUGACGGCCCGCCCAGCAGGGCGCCUGCUGCUGAUGCAUGUGCCGGAUCUGACCCCUUCGCUCCAUCGGAGGGGAGUGCGAACAUGGCUCCAGAGAUGGACCUCUUUGCCAUGAAGUUCGAUAACACGCUGGCUGCCCCAGAAGCAGCCAGCCCCACCUCUAGUGCAGUGCCUGUCAUCGUCGCCCCCGUCGAGCCCCCUGCUGCCACUCCCGUUCCCUCCACUACCACCACCACCGAGUCUGCAGCUGCCCCCGUCCCUGCCGUCCCCACUCUAGACCUCUUCGGUGGUAAAGUGCACAUUCUACUUCGCACACUGCAUUGCUCUGCGCUAUGUCAAUGA
Molecule: messenger RNA, 2687 nt
Organism: Salvelinus fontinalis (brook trout)
Lineage: Eukaryota; Metazoa; Chordata; Actinopteri; Salmoniformes; Salmonidae
Product: clathrin coat assembly protein AP180-like
Exons: 17
Coding region: 993-2687 (564 amino acids)
Biological process (GO): synaptic vesicle budding from presynaptic endocytic zone membrane; clathrin-dependent endocytosis; clathrin coat assembly
Cellular component (GO): synaptic vesicle; extrinsic component of presynaptic endocytic zone membrane; clathrin-coated vesicle
Molecular function (GO): 1-phosphatidylinositol binding; phosphatidylinositol-4,5-bisphosphate binding; clathrin heavy chain binding
Source: RefSeq, a predicted model, not a curated record